Molecule: messenger RNA, 1731 nt
Organism: Toxotes jaculatrix (banded archerfish)
Lineage: Eukaryota; Metazoa; Chordata; Actinopteri; Toxotidae
Product: keratin, type I cytoskeletal 18-like
Exons: 8
Coding region: 75-1616 (513 amino acids)
Molecular function (GO): structural molecule activity
Source: RefSeq, a predicted model, not a curated record
CAUCCAUCAGGUGAGUCUCAAAGCUGAAACCCGCUGUGUGUGCACUGUCAGCUCUCUCCCAUCCAUCUGCAAUCAUGCCUUCAAACACCGCCGCCAGCAUGUUCGGUGGAGCCGGGGGAAGAGGCUCCAGGGCGUCCGUGGCGAGCCUGGAGGGGCUGCGUAACGUGCUGCGCAACGAGACGGAGAGAGACUCCGCUCCGGCGACACGUUCCGCCUCCCCCGCUCCCGCCGCUCCUGCAGUCCCCACAGACGACAAGCAGACACUGCGGACUCUGAACGACCGGCUGUCCGGUUACCUGGACAGGGUGAAGCAGCUGAAGGAGGAAAACGACAAUCUGGAGAAACAGAUUGAUGAGAUUUUGGCCAAGAGGAAGGAACCUGAGGGACGCGACUGGGAUGAGACUGAGAAACCCAUGGAGGCCCUCAAAGACAAGGUCAAAGACAUCACCAUGGACAAUGCUAAGCUGAUCCUCCAGAAUGACAACACCAAACUGGCCAAUGAUGACUUCAAGAACAAGUUGGACACUGAGAAAAACGCCCGGAAGGAAUUAGAAAAAGAUGUGGAGGCCCUGAAGAAGACAGCUGAGGACACCAAGCUGAACUGCGAGCAGACAAAGGCAGAGAUUGAUAUGGUGAAGGAAGAGCUUGCUCGCCUCAAGCGGGACCACAAGAAUGAGGUGGAUGUCCUGUGUGAGAAGAUCAAGGAGUCCGAAGUGAAGGUGGAGAUGGAUUCCCAGAACUCCAACCUGUCUGAGAUUCUCAACAAGAUCCGCACCCAGUACGAUAAACUGGCCGAGAAGAACCUGAAGGACGCCAACGACUGGUACCAGAAAAAGUUUGACAACAUCAAGGUGGUGGAGGCCCAAAACACCGAGGUGCUGCUGUCUGGAAAGUCAGAGCUCAAGGAUCUGGUCAAACAGAAACAGAUUCUGGACAUUAAGAUCUACAGUGUGCAGAGCACGAUCCGAAACCUGGAGGAGACCCUGAGGAACACCGAAACCGAGUACAGUCAACAACUGGCUGCUCUCAACAAGUUUAUAGUGGAUCUGGCGAAUGAGCUGGAGAAGGUGAGGUCACAGGUGGAGCACCAGGUAGAAACCAACAAGAACCUGCUGUGUGUCAAGAUGAAGCUGGAGUCGGAGAUCAAUAACUACCAGCAGCUGAUCCAAGGAAUGACCACUGAUACUGACAGCCUGGAGUUUUCUUUAGAGGAGGCAUUGCACUGCGACCAGCAAAAGCUUGACAACCAGGUGCCCGAGCAGCAGCAGGAAGUGAAAGAUGAAGCCACUCUGAAGGAAGAAAGUGCCCCCUCUAACAAAUCCUGCCCCCCUGAAGAUGCCACUGCUGAAGCAGAAAAGCCCCCUGAGGUGGUGGAGGGAGCCGAGGAGGUUGCUGCCAGUGACGCAGCAGCUCAAGUCUCAGCAGACAACACCACCACUAAAAAGAAAAAGCCCAAGACCAAAACUAAGAAGAAGUCAUCCUCCUCUUCCUCAUCCUCCUCUUCCUCCUCUUCAUCCUCCUCCUCCUCCUCUUCGUCCUCUUCUUCCUCUUCCUCCUCUGAGUCCGAGAAUGAAGAUGAAAAGCCCAAGAACGAGGGUGAAGUCGCCAAAGAUUGAUCUCUGAAAGCCUUUUCCUGCUCUGGUCUUUGCUGUCACUCAGCCAAGAAUCAUAUUUAACUGUGGUUGUUAAGGUGCGUUUUCUCAGAUGCAAGUAAAUAAAUAAAUCUGAUUU